CCAGUGUGACUGACUCGGGACCAUAUUUUUGCUGGAAAAAUCUUAAUUAUUAUCUUAAUCAACAAUGUCUAGUGUUAGCGAGAAAAUGGAUACCGACACAACUGCUACCGUUAAACGUAAGCCAAUUUGUAUGAUAGUUCUUGGUAUGGCGGGUUCCGGCAAAACGACAUUUGUACGCAAGUUGGCCCAGUACAAACAUGACGAACACAAUCCGUAUCUCAUCAAUUUAGAUCCAGCAUGUCGCGAAGUUCCGUACCCUGCAAAUAUCGACGUUCGCGAUACUAUCAACUACAAAGAGGUUAUGAAGCAGUACAAUCUCGGACCCAACGGAGGAAUUGUAACCGCUUUGAAUUUGUUCUCCACGAAGUUUGGUAAAGUGAUAGAAUUAGUUGAGCGAACGCAGGAUAAACACAAAUAUUGUGUCAUAGACACACCUGGGCAGAUUGAGGUGUUUACCUGGUCUGCAUCCGGCACAAUUAUAACGGAAGCUUUGGCAACAGCAUUCCCUACAGUCGUUGUAUAUGUAAUGGAUAUUGUACGUUCAGCGAGCCCUACCACCUUCAUGUCAAACAUGUUGUACGCUUGUUCUAUUCUCUACAAAGCCCGCUUACCCUUCAUAAUUGUACUCAACAAGAUUGAUGUGCAAGAAUUUGAUUUUGCCAUCGAGUGGAUGCAAGACUUUGAAUCAUUCCAGGAAGCACUUGAGAAUGAAACAACCUACGUCAGUAAUCUGACGCGAACAAUGUCCCUGACAUUGGACGAGUUUUAUCGAGAUCUAAAAGCUUGUGGCGUGUCGUCCAAAUCUGGGAUUGGGUUCGGGAAAUUUUUCGAACUUGUCGAAGAAGCGGCAAAAGAAUACGAAACCGAUUAUAAAGCAGAAUACGAUAAGCUACGGGUAGAAAAGAUGGCAGAACGAAAAACGAAGGAAGAAGAACAGCUAACGAAGAUAACCCAACAAGGCAAAGGACAGGAAGUACCUCUGAUAAAUGAGCUGAGCAGUGGCCGUGAAAGGGCGGAUAUCUAUUUGAAACAUCCGGGUAACGAAAGCUCCGAGGACGAGGAAGGCCAUGAAGACGACGCUUCGGUAUGCCCAGGUGAUGACGAAGCCGAGGAAACCAACUUCACCUCAUUUGUUCGAAAGCAUAAAGAGCUUCAGCAGGAAGCGGCGAAAAACCAAUCAGCUAACAAAUAAAAGUAA
Ochlerotatus camptorhynchus is the source of this 1198-nucleotide messenger RNA. RefSeq names its product GPN-loop GTPase 1-like. NCBI's taxonomy places the organism in Eukaryota, Metazoa, Arthropoda, Insecta, Diptera, Culicidae. Gene Ontology annotation, molecular function: GTPase activity. Bases 65 to 1192 code for a protein of 375 amino acids. The transcript has 3 exons. The record is from RefSeq and is a predicted model, not a curated record.